GUACACUCUCACGAUUGUGCCUAACGUAGGCUACGCACAUCAACCUUUGAUCCAAACUUUCACCUCGUGUGGUCACGUUCAGCGUCGGCACUCUCGCGCUGCAACGCAUCCAUUCGACACCGACUUUCCUCGGGCUACUUUCACUCUACUCAGCACAUAGGGCCUUCACCCCGCAACACUUCGAAUGACCUCCGCGCGACCCCGGCGACCCAAAAACUACUUCACGCAUCCGCGCGCGCGCGCCCCUCAUUCACAACACGCACCUUUCAGACUGGACCGACGGACACGAGUGCUUACCGUGCCCACCUUAAAUUUUGCUCCCUAUGAGCUCCUCGAGUGCGCAGCCGGCUUCGGCCACGCGAUCAAAGAAAGGGGAUGCUCCAACUGAGCCAACAGAGACAAAGUCAAUUGUCUUUGAAUGGCCGCUGUUUGGGCUCAAGCAGAUGUUUGACGCGAGCAAAGCCGAGACCAAGUCCAAGGUGGUCAAGUCCGCGCCCUUCGGAGGAGGUCGAUGGACAGUUUUGUUCUAUGCUCAAAGCGGCUUGGAUCAAUGCUGUGCUGUCUACCUCAACGCAGAGCCUCUACCUCACGAGCGCGUUAGCCCUCUAGCAGCCAGUGCAUCAGCACCUUUGGCAGAGAGCAGCAUCAAUGGCACUAACUACAGAGAUGGAAGCAGUGCAUCGAGAAACAAGAACAAGAUCGCCCAUGAAACGGACGAAAAGUGGAUUCGUCAGGGCGUGUACAAGUUCACAUUCGAGAUGACCUCGUUGGACAGAUCAGUCAAGCUGGGGACCAAAGAGGCGCAUGAUCAUGCCUUCUCACACAAGACGAGUAAUUGGGGCUGGGCACAAUUUGCAAAGCGAGAUGCCGUAUACUAUACCUGCCCUGCGGUCAAGCAGACAGAUGGUGUCCUCAUUUCUGUGACGGUCACGGACAGUGCUCAGCGACCUUCAGCACGCGCACCAGAGAAGCAUCAUGUACCUCCCGUACUCAUCUCGGCGAUGGGAUCUCUGCUUGACGACCCAGAGCACAGCGACGUCGUCUUUCACUUACUUCAGCCUCCUUCACGAAAUGGCCACAACGUACCUCCCAAAAAGAUUUACGCGAUCAAGAAGGUGCUCGCGCUCCGUAGCGAGUACUUUCGCGACAUGUUCGAAAGUGGCUUCAUAGAGGGAGAGACGGCCGAAGUCUCGGAUGAAAGCGACGAGGAAAUGGAUCUGACGGUUGAGAUUUCCCAUGCUCCCAAAGUAGCGGUCACCACUGCCCCACCUCAGAGAGAUGCUAGUUCAGCCUUGCAGCAAGCGAGUGGCUCUCGUAGUGGUGCGCGUUCUUCGGCACGCGAGUACGACGCAGCAACAGCCAUUUCCUUGCAAGGGGACAACUCGAACGAAGGGGACGAGUCGUUCAAACGUGGUCCAGACGUGCUCCUCGAGGAUUCGGAUGAGGACAUGGAUGACGAAGAGGAUCCUUGGGGGUCUCGAGCAGACUCGCCUACUUCGAGCGCGGAUACCGCUGCAGCCGAGGACUCUCGCGCCGUCGGUAGCGAAGACGAAAACACGGACGAAGAGAAUGGCUUUGAGGAAGACGACAUCGUCAGCGUCGCCACUCGCGCCCCUCUACAGGCCUCUGAUGGCAGCGGCGUGGGACUCAACGCAUCUCAGGAUGCCGCGAAAGAUGCCGUGGACCAUUCGGACGACGUAGAGGAGCCCGAGUCAGGACACUUCGCAGACCUUGCCGCCUCCGAGCGUGGACGAGAGCAGCAUGACAGCGAAGCACAGAAUCCCGGACGCUCUCACGUGCCUAGUCGGACAUCUUCAGCGCGUGGUUCACCUCGGCCGUCACCACGCAAGGGCGUCACUCGUGAUAGAAAGGAGUCCGUCAACCCCGUCACGUCGCCCCGUUCGAAGCGCCGUGCUUGUGCAAAGGCGCCAGCUCCGAAUGGUCGCAAACGCCGCAAGGUGGUCGUCGGAGACUCGGCGUAUUCCACCUUUAAAGCGCUGCUGUUCUUUUUGUACACAGAUGCUGUUGAAUUUGCCCCUCUCACCUCCUCCUUCCUCGUUGCUGAGGUGUCAGACGACACGUCUACCGACGGCAACCUUGUCCGCCCCGCAAGCUCUCUGUUCUUGCAAGAGAUGAAUCGCGCUCAUCAGAGACGCCAAGCCGUGAUCGACACGUACUGCGCCGAGCACCCCGACAAGCCCGCUCCUUGCUCUGCCAAAGCGAUGUACAAGCUUGCUGACAAGCUCCAGCUUCCAGAGCUCAAGAAGCGCGCCGAAACUCACAUAGCCAAAAGCCUCACUACGCAGAACAUCGUGUGGGAAGCAUUUUCUGGUUUCAAUACUCGCUAUCCUGAUAUCAUGCACAUGGAAAUCGACUUCUUGCUGAAGCAUUGGAGCAGCGUCAAGAAGUCUACCGUCAUGAAGACCAUCUUUGCGCGCCACACCGCUCAUCCCGGUCUCGCUUUUGUCUGGCCAUUGGUCUUAGAGCACCUCAGCGUCAGCCACGAUGAAGAUGCGGAAGAUAAACAAAGCCCCGUCGCUUGAAGCGACGACGUUGCGCGUGACUUUUUGAGCACUCAUCGUCAGCCCGGCGCACCGAGCGCCCCCUUCUUCAUCCUCGUGCAUGCGGCGGGCUAGUCAGGCUCUCGUGUGUCUUCGAAUCGCACUGGCACAACUACCUGUAAAGCGGAGCUCGACUCUCGUGCUGAUUCCCCUGAAUCCCACAAGGGCAAUUACCCCACACGCACAAUACUGUACUCUUGACCCCGGCGUGCCGACCAGCCAAGCGCAUGACUCGGGCGCGGUAGCUAGCACACGACAUUUUUCUCUUUUCGUAACCACAAU
Molecule: messenger RNA, 2843 nt
Organism: Ceraceosorus guamensis
Lineage: Eukaryota; Fungi; Basidiomycota; Exobasidiomycetes; Ceraceosorales; Ceraceosoraceae
Exons: 12
Coding region: 324-2543 (739 amino acids)
Biological process (GO): proteasome-mediated ubiquitin-dependent protein catabolic process; regulation of proteolysis
Cellular component (GO): cytoplasm
Molecular function (GO): ubiquitin protein ligase binding
Source: RefSeq, a predicted model, not a curated record